UAUAGUAGUAGAAGAAGAAGAAGACCACAACAUAACUUUGUAGAAGUUGUGAACUUUUCUGACCGAAGAUGGACAUUGAUCCACACCUCAAAAUUCAUAUAACUAUCCAGAAGGGAUCCUCCAUGCCGCCUCUGCAAUUAUGCAGUGACUGCUGCAAACCUCCCAAAUUUCAUUGUCCAUUUUGCUUACCAUCUUUAUUCAAACCUUCAAAACACUCGAGAGCUGUGCAUCAUUUGAACAAGCAUCAAGAGAAAGCCAUUACUGCUGGAGAGUACAAAAUCUACAGAUGCGCACUGGAGUGCAGAAGGUAUACACAUUACCACUGUUUGUACUGCGCCUCCACGCUGAUAAGGAGAAUAGACUUCAUCAACCAUCUGCCACUCUGCCGGCAAAAUCUACCACGAAGAUUAAAAAAAAUAUCCCUACUACAGGAAGCCGCGACACAAAGAAACCAAACCAAAAGAUUGAUUGCUCCAUCUUCGAGCCCUGGAGUGGGUGACAUCCCCUCAUUUGAAAUAGAGAGCGAUGAUGACAGCAACAAUGAAGAUGUAACCAUCAUCAUGGAUUCAGACGACCAAGGAGCGAGUGCCCGGAGAAGCAAGUUUGUGACGGAGCCGAACUCUUCUAAAUGUGACCAAACUGCACAGACAAACAUUGAAAAACCACAAGACUGCGAUGAGUUCUACUUCAUGGGCCUCGUGAAGCUGUUCAAAAAGCUGACCCCUCAGAAAAAGGUCGAGGUCAGGAUGAAAAUCGAGAGGCUCCUCUUCGAAGCCGAGUUUGAGUAGGAAAGAUUGUGCACACUCACACGGCUACUGUCUGUUACAUGUUUUAUUGAAAGAAUCAGAGUUUAAAUAUCUUGGCUUUAAUUUGUCUUUUUGUUUUGUUUUUUUUUAACGGACAAAUC
Messenger RNA from Plectropomus leopardus (leopard coralgrouper), 907 nucleotides. RefSeq lists its product as uncharacterized. The record is from RefSeq and is a predicted model, not a curated record. Gene Ontology annotation, molecular function: DNA binding. Lineage: Eukaryota; Metazoa; Chordata; Actinopteri; Perciformes; Serranidae.